Molecule: messenger RNA, 631 nt
Organism: Hyalella azteca
Lineage: Eukaryota; Metazoa; Arthropoda; Malacostraca; Amphipoda; Hyalellidae
Exons: 4
Coding region: 11-631 (206 amino acids)
Source: RefSeq, a predicted model, not a curated record
AGCUAUAAUUAUGAUUUGGAGUUGGAGUGCAGUUUUGUUUUCGUUGACUGUGUUAUCUUCAGCGCAGUCUGGAGGUGAAAAUGCUGUUCAUCAUCGGUCAAAACGUUACUUCUUUAUCAACCCCGACUCUCCCAUCACACUAGGUUUCCUGUUGAACAUGCCCAUUUCCCUGGCCCUGCCCACCCUAGUGGACACCACCCCGCGGUCGCUGGACGAAUACGACUCAGAAGAACGCCUGCCGGGCUUCGAGUAUCCUGAGGACCUUUACUUUGAGCCUUCCUAUGAACAGGAACUCGGGAGGCUACAAGUUUACUUCACUUACCUUAAAGUGCCGAUGGUGGUGUGUCAGGAGAGGCUGGUGUGCGAGGUUGCGGCCGAGCCUGACGCCUUCUCUCCUCUCUCAACUCUUCUCUUGAAGGAACUAAGACAAACGCACGGCCCCGUAAAGCCGUCGCACGAGUCGCUGCUGUGGCGGUUCAUGGCCGCGUCAGCUACGGGGUAUGCUUACGGCGCCGAGGCCUGCGUUGAAUAUUACGGGGAAUGCGAGAUGCCCGCGCGACACUUUAUCAACAUGCCUGUUUUGAAAGUGUGGCAGUACAUAUCUAAUAUGUUGAACGUUAAAUUACUUUGA